GCUACAGCUGGCUCUUCCCACGAGCCAAGAAGAACCCACCCAUGGACAACGACCAAGCAACCUUCUGGCUGAGCCAGUUCAUCGGCAAGAACCUGCGCAUCCACGCAAGCGACGGCCGCGUCUUCGGGGGCCAGAUGAAGUGCACCGACAAGGACCGCAACAUCAUCCUUGCACUCGCUCACGAGUAUCGCGCUCCCUCCGCCGACGCGGUGCGCAAGGCCGUCGAGGAGUCGGGGAACCCAUCUGCCUCGGUCGCCUGGAACAGCCGCUAUGUUGGCCUGAUUGUUGUGCCGGGCCAGCAUAUCAGGAAAAUUGAGUUUGAGGAGAGUACGCUGCCGGGCCAAAAGAACCCAAUCGCUUUGUAAAGCGGGGUUGGAUUAGAGUUUGGUGAGGCUGAAGAACACACGUCACGUGCUGCCCGAGGCAUUCGCCAUGCCUGUGGUAAUGAAUUAAUGACAAUCACUGGAACAUGAGUGGCUCCAUGUACCAUUCGGUACCGAUAACUACCACCACUCCCAAUAAUAGCAAUUGCAUCCCAGACUUCUUCGGUUUGCGGUUACCAAAGAUGUUUGCCAGGAAUUUGCAUAUAUCCCUCAUGCACUCUCAUCCAUCAUCCUCCAUCACUAACAGCAUACACCAGAGCAGCGAAGGCAUUGAAAAAGACUCGCACCGCUCACUCUGAACCACCAUGCCGGACCAAGACUCUCCCCGAAAUACCAAUAAUUCUUCCCAUACCUCUGCUUCACCUGGCCAAGACCGUCCUACCACAAACGAAGCCCCGUCUCAAAAUCUCAU
Molecule: messenger RNA, 795 nt
Organism: Exserohilum turcica Et28A
Lineage: Eukaryota; Fungi; Ascomycota; Dothideomycetes; Pleosporales; Pleosporaceae
Exons: 3
Coding region: 42-365 (107 amino acids)
Cellular component (GO): NatC complex
Source: RefSeq, a predicted model, not a curated record